Molecule: messenger RNA, 2097 nt
Organism: Zygotorulaspora mrakii
Lineage: Eukaryota; Fungi; Ascomycota; Saccharomycetes; Saccharomycetales; Saccharomycetaceae
Gene: NUP82
Product: linker nucleoporin NUP82
Exons: 1
Coding region: 1-2097 (698 amino acids)
Biological process (GO): mRNA export from nucleus; ribosomal small subunit export from nucleus; protein import into nucleus
Cellular component (GO): nuclear pore
Molecular function (GO): structural constituent of nuclear pore
Source: RefSeq, a predicted model, not a curated record
AUGUCACUCGAGGGGCAUUCGAUUUUCUCCGGGAACAUAUUGAAUCAGUCCAAUUCGGAGCGAUUCUUCUUGACUGCGAAUCGGGGUUCUCUCUGUGUGCUAUAUCAAGAGUCUAUCCUCAGAUGGUGUCUUGUUUCUGAAGACUCGUACAGAUUCAUGCAGUUGAAACCUGCAAUAGAAAGUGUCAAAGGUGCAGUACUUUCGAAAUCCGGUAAUUUCAUAUGUCUUUACAGUGAAGUUGAAAUACGGAUCGUGGAGAUUCCAUGGUCUUAUACAGAUCCUAGUUCGAUGGCGAGCGUGUUCCAGAGAUACCGCUACAUUAAUAAAAAGGAGGAGUAUGGACUCAAGCAGGUUUUAUUUCACGGUUUGGCAGCGCAGGAUAAUACUAUUAUUGUUCUGCGGUCCGAUGACUCCAUAAGUUUGCUUAAUUGGCAGCGUGAUAAUGACACAAUCGUGUUGAAUCGCCACUAUAGAGCUCUUGGUCUGGAUGCUGUUGUCAGUGAUGUUUCGUCUAUUACAUUGAGUGAAGAUUGCUUAACAUUAUACGCCGUAAACACUAGCGAAGGUGGAGAUAUAUACGCAUUUUAUCCAUGCUUGCCUUCUAAGCUGAACAUUUCAAAGAAGGAUCUAAAAUUUCUACUGAAUAAGUCCCUAGUACAGUAUGAAGGUUUGAACGUCAAUUCAAAAGCAGAUAACAAGACAAACACUAUUAAGCAGUUGCAUUUUGUUUCUGCUAUGCAAAAAAAUAGUGCAACAGUGGGUAACGAAAAGGAAGACCUCCUUAUUGAGGUUCCAGAAGGGCGUCGUCAAACAAGAGACCAAGGGCCCUUUACCAUUUCGCCUUUUCCAAAUAAACUUUACGAUUGUACGUUUCACGAGAUUUCAACUUUACCCAUCAGCAAAGAACUUGACUUAUUAGUACUGACAAUGGACAAUGGCUAUGUUGCCAUACUUUACAAUGAUUUAGAAAUAACGAUGAACUGGGAAUUUACCAACUAUGAUCAUAAUAACUCAUUCGUAUUGGUAGAAAUCAUCAAACUGGAUAAACCUGGGAAGCUGUCAAUACCUGCUGGUCAGUACGGGAAAUUCGCCGUAUCCACUGAUACGGGAGCUUAUCUAAUUGACACUGCUAAGUGGUCUGAAAAAAUGGCUACGUGCUUAGUGGAUUCAGAUCUACAAUUGAUAGGCGAAAUUACGUUUAAAAGUGACAUAAAAUUCAUUGAUUCCUUGUCUCACAUCACAUCAAUCAGUUUCUGCAGUAUGCUCGAAACUGAUUCUCUGAUUUUUGUUUCCAACCAAUCAGUAGCUGUGACCCCACUAGAACCAAACAUUUUGAAAUUGCCUAAGAGCAAUCAUAAUCAAAAAACUGAUAGUUCCAAUGCUUAUAAAAUACAUUUUACUCAACCUAUUGACGAGAUAAUGGCACUCAAUCAGAUCUUUCAGCAGGAUAUAAAAAAAUCACCAAGUGUAGUAGUGGAUCCAAAGACGAGACAACAACCGUUGGAGAAUGACACCAACGAAAUUCAACUCACUGCUUUGACAGAAGUUUCUAAGGACUUGAUGACUGGAAUUUCCAGAGGGCAAGCGCUCGGUUUGGUACUCCACAAUCGUUUAAGGGAACAGCAGUACGAAUUGACCUGCCAACUGAAAAUGGGUAAUGAGAUAUUGGAAAAACAAGACGUCAUUGCGGAUACAUACGAGAGGCAGCUCUCCUCCAAAAAAAAAAUUUCGGUUAAACAGAACUCUUUAAUAGAAAGACUUAAUGGUAUGAAGAAAAGAAUAACUGAAAUAGAACGCUCCUCGAGCUAUCAGAACAGCAAAAUCAGUAAAAAGGAAAUGGAAUGGUUCAAAGAAAUCAGAAACCAAGUGCUAAAUUUCAACCAAUACGUUCAUACUCAGCGUAAGUUACAAGAGCAAUUGCAGUACGUCUCAAAAGAGCUAAAGCUCCAACCUAAUGAAGUGACUCUAGAACAACCAUUAGAUGAUUGGGAUGAGCUACGAAAAGUGCUAGAUGAGGAUACAAAGAUUCUAAAAGAAUGCAAUGCACAAAUAAGGCAAGCAUCAACCGAAAUUCAUAACAAUACCGUUAAUACGUAA